Messenger RNA from Drosophila guanche, 11427 nucleotides. RefSeq names its product laminin subunit alpha (gene LanA). The coding region runs from base 173 to 11311 and encodes 3712 amino acids. Gene Ontology annotation, biological process: regulation of cell migration; regulation of embryonic development; cell adhesion. Lineage: Eukaryota; Metazoa; Arthropoda; Insecta; Diptera; Drosophilidae. The record is from RefSeq and is a predicted model, not a curated record. Gene Ontology annotation, molecular function: signaling receptor binding. The transcript has 13 exons.
GCAGUGACAUCACUUGCCCGCGAGGAGCCAUCCAGUGCGGUUGGAUGAGCUCUCUGAAAAAGAAAAUACAAAUAUACAACGAACCCAAAACGAUAAGAAAGUGAAAAGUCUACAAGAGUGAAACCGGAAGUGAGGUCUUUGGAAAGGAUUUUGGCUUAUCGCCUGCCCAAGAAUGGGGCUACCCGUGGCUGUGGGUGCGGCCCUGUGCCUACUGCUAGCGUUAGCCCAAUGCCAGGCGGAGCUAACGCCUCCGUACUUCAAUUUGGCCACUGGCCGUAAGAUAUUUGCCACUGCCACAUGUGGCGAGGACACCGAUGGACCCGAGCUCUACUGCAAGCUGGUCGGAGCCAAUACGGAAAAUGAUCACAUUGAUUAUUCGGUUAUUCAAGGACAGGUCUGCGAUGUGUGUGAUCCGAAUGUGCCGGACAAGAAUCAUCCGCCAGAGAAUGCCAUCGAUGGCACCGAAGCCUGGUGGCAGAGUCCGCCCUUGUCCCGAGGCAUGAAAUACAAUGAAGUCGAUUUGACCAUCAAUUUUGAACAGGAAUUUCAUGUCGCUUACUUGUUCAUACGCAUGGGCAACUCGCCGCGUCCUGGUCUGUGGACAUUGGAGAAAUCUGUGGAUUAUGGCAAGACCUGGACACCCUGGCAACAUUUUUCGGACACGCCCGCCGAUUGUGAGACGUACUUUGGUAAGGACACUUACAAGCCCAUCUCCCGGGACGACGAUGUUAUCUGCACGACGGAAUACUCGAAGAUUGUGCCGCUGGAGAAUGGCGAGAUACCCGUGAUGCUGCUGAAUGAGCGGCCGAGCAGCACAAAUUACUUUAAUUCGUCGGUGCUGCAGGAGUGGACACGUGCCACCAAUGUGCGCAUACGUCUGCUGCGUACCAAGAAUCUGUUGGGCCACUUGAUGUCUGUCGCCAGGCAGGAUCCCACUGUGACGCGUCGCUACUUCUACUCGAUCAAGGACAUCUCGAUUGGUGGCCGCUGCAUGUGCAACGGCCAUGCGGACACCUGUGACGUGAAGGAUCCAAAGAGUGCUGUGCGGAUACUCGCCUGCCGCUGCCAGCAUCACACGUGCGGCAUUCAGUGCAACGAAUGUUGCCCCGGCUUCGAGCAAAAGAAGUGGCGCCAGAACACCAAUGCGCGGCCCUUCAACUGCGAGCCGUGCAAUUGCCAUGGCCACAGCACGGAGUGCAAGUACGAUGAAGAUGUGAAUCGCAAGGGUCUGUCGCUGGACAUUCAUGGCCACUACGAUGGCGGUGGCGUGUGCCAGAACUGUCAGCACAACACUGUAGGCAUCAACUGCAACAAAUGCAAGCCCAAGUACUAUCGGCCCAAGGGCAAACACUGGAACGACACGGAUGUCUGCAGUCCCUGCCAGUGCGACUUUUUCUAUUCCACCGGCCACUGUGAGGAGGAGACUGGCAAUUGCGAGUGUCGUGCCGCCUUCCAGCCGCCCAAUUGUGAUUCCUGUGCUUACGGCUACUAUGGCUACCCGAACUGUCGCGAAUGUGAAUGCAAUUUGAAUGGCACGAACGGCUAUCACUGCGAGGCGGAGAGCGGGCAGCAGUGUCCCUGCAAGAUCAACUUUGCUGGCUCCUACUGCAAACAGUGUGCCGAGGGCUACUACGGCUUUCCCGAGUGCAAGGCCUGCGAAUGCAAUCAGAUUGGUUCCAUCACAAACGACUGCAAUGUGACGAGCGGAGAGUGCAAAUGUUUGACCAACUUUGGUGGCGAUAAUUGCGAGAGAUGCAAGCAUGGCUACUACAAUUAUCCAGCGUGUUCAUACUGCGAUUGCGACAAUCAAGGCACAGAGUCGGAGAUUUGCAACAAACAGUCGGGGCAGUGCAUCUGUCGAGAGGGUUUCGGUGGUCCGCGCUGCGAUCAGUGCCUGCCCGGUUUCUACAACUAUCCCGAUUGCAAGCCCUGCAACUGCUCGAGCACCGGCAGCUCGGCCAUCACCUGCGACAACACGGGCAAGUGCAAUUGCUUGAACAACUUUGCCGGCAAACAGUGCACGCUGUGCAGUGCCGGCUACUACAGCUAUCCGGAUUGUUUGCCCUGCCACUGUGAUUCGCAUGGCUCACAGGGCGUCACGUGCAAUGCCGAUGGGCAGUGCCUGUGCCAGCCCAACUUUGAUGGACGCCAGUGUGAUUCGUGCAAGGAGAGCUUCUACAAUUUCCCCAGCUGCGAGGACUGCAACUGUGAUCCCGCGGGCGUGAUUGAUAAAUUCGCUGGCUGUGGCUCGGUGCCCGUGGGCGAGCUGUGCAAGUGCAAGGAGCGCGUCUCGGGACGCAUCUGCGAUGAGUGCAAGCCGCUGUAUUGGAAUCUGAACAUUAGCAAUCCCGAUGGCUGCGAGAACUGCGACUGUUGGACAGAUGGCACCAUCUCUGGGUUGGAUACAUGCGCCUCCAAGUCCGGGCAGUGUCCGUGCAAGCCGCACACCCAGGGACGCCGCUGCAAGGAGUGCCGCGAUGGCACCUUCGAUCUGGACAGCUCCUCGCUGUUUGGCUGCAAGGAUUGCCAGUGCGAUGUGGGUGGCUCGUGGGCCAGUGUCUGUGACAAGACGAGUGGCCAGUGCAAGUGCCAUCCCCGUGUCACGGGACGUGCCUGCACGCAGCCUCUGACCACGCACUACUUCCCGACGUUGCAUCAGUUCCAGUACGAGUACGAGGAUGGUACGCUGCCUUCGGGCACGCAAGUGCGUUACGAUUACGCUGAACAGGAGUUCCCAGGAUUCAGCAGCAAGGGCUAUGUGGUGUUCAACACAAUACAGAACGAAGUCCGCAACGAGUUGACCGUGUUCAAGUCCUCCCUUUAUCGCAUUGUCCUGCGCUAUGUGAAUCCCAAUGAUGAGAAUGUGACAGCCACCAUACUGAUUCAGUCGGAGAACCCCCAGGAAGUGGAUCAAAACGUCAAGGUCCUGCUGCAACCGACAAAGGAGCCGAAAUUCGUCACUGUGUCUGGACCCAAGGGCCUCAAGCCCUCGGCCAUUGUGUUGGAUCCGGGACCACGCUAUGUCUUCACCACCAAAGCCAGCAAGAAUGUGAUGCUCGAUUACUUUGUGCUGCUGCCCGCUGCCUACUACGAGGCAUCCAUUCUCACGCGCCAAAUCUCGAAUCCGUGCGAACUGGGCAACAUGGAGCUGUGUCGCCACUACAAGUACGCCUCCGUGGAGGUCUUUGAGCCGACUGGCGUGCCCUUCCUCAUUGGCUCGAAUGGCAAGCCCGCAAAGGCCGCCGAAGUGUACAGCGAUCCGGAGCAUUUGCAGAUUGUGAGCCAUGUGGGGGAUGUUCCGGUGCUUAGCCGAUCGCAGCCGGAGCUGAAUUACAUUGUGGAUGUGCCACAGAGUGGACGCUACAUCUUUGUGAUUGAUUACAUUAGCCACAGGAACUUUACGAACACGUAUUACGUGAAUCUGCGACUGAAGAAUGAUCCCGAUUCGGAGACAUCUGUGCUGCUGUAUCCCUGCCUGUACUCCACCGUUUGUCGCACCUCCGUGAAUGAUGAUGGCCUGGAGAAGAGUUUCUACAUAAGCAAGGAGGAUCUGCAGCCCGUUAUCAUCUAUGCUGACAUUACGGAUGAAUAUCGUGUGCCCAUCAUUUCGGUUACGGCUAUUCCAGUGGAUCAAUGGUCCAUUGAUUACAUCAAUCCCAGUCCCGUAUGUGUCAUCCACAAUCAACAAUGCUCGACGCCCAAAUUUGUCUCUGUGCCGGACUCCAAGAAGAUUGAAUUCGAAACGGAUCAUGAGGAUCGCAUUGCAGUCAACAAACCACCAUACGCGGCGCUCGACGAACGUGUAAAGCUCGUGCAUUUGGAUGGAAAGGAAGAGGGUAGCAUUGUGAUUGAGUCAAAGGUUGCCGAGCCUGGCCGUUAUGUAAUACUGGUGAAAUAUUACCAGCCAAAGCAUCCCAAAUAUCAGGUAUACUUCACCUUGACAGCAGCCAAAAACCAAUACGAUGGACACUUUGACAUCGAGCAUUGCCCCUCAAGCUCUGGCUGCCGCGGCGUGAUCCGCCCAGGCGGCGAAUACGACUGGUUCGACAUUGAUGAUGAAUUUCAUUUCACAAUUACAAAUGAUCGUCCGCAAGGCGUUUGGUUGGACUAUCUUGUGGUGGUGCCGCUGAAGCAAUACAACGAGGAUCUGCUGGUGGAGGAAACCUUCGAUCAGACGAAAGAGUUUAUCAAGAACUGUGGCCACGAUGACUUCCACAUCACGCACAAUGCCAGCGAAUUCUGCAAGAAGGCCGUCUUCUCCCUGACGGCGGACUACAACAGCGGAGCGCUGGCCUGCAACUGCGACUAUGCGGGCUCCACGAGCUUCGAGUGCCGUCCGUUCGGGGGCCAGUGCCAGUGCAAGCCGAAUGUGAUUGACAGGCAGUGCGGCAGUUGCCGCAGUCGCCACUAUGGCUUCCCCGAUUGCAAGCCCUGCCAGUGCCCCAGCAGCGCCAUGUGCGAAUCCACCACCGGCGAGUGCAUGUGUCCCCCGAAUGUGAUUGGUGACAUGUGCGAGAAGUGCGCACCGAAUACGUAUGGCUUCCAUCAGGUCAUUGGCUGCGAGGAGUGCAACUGCAACUAUCUGGGCAUUGCCAAUGGCAACACCCAGUGCGACAUGUUCAACGGCACCUGCGAGUGUCGCGAGAACAUCGAGGGCAGAGCCUGCGAUGUGUGCGCCCAUGGCUACUAUCAGUUCCCGCGCUGCGAGCAAUGCUCCUGCCACAAGCCGGGCACAGAGCUGGAGGUUUGCGACAAGAUCGAUGGCAGCUGCUUCUGCAAGAAGAAUGUCGUGGGACGCGACUGUGAUCAGUGUGUGGAUGGCACGUACAAUCUACAGGACAGCAAUCCCGAUGGCUGCACCACUUGCUUCUGCUUUGGCAAGACCUCACGCUGCGAUAGCGCUUACUUGCGUGUCUACAAUGUCAGUCUGCUGCGUCAGGUGUCCAUCAGCACCGCGGAGUUCAACAACAACAACAAAACCAUUGAAUUUGAGCUUUGGGCCGUGGCGCCCGAGGAACUGCAACUGAACGAGACAACGCUCCAGGCGGACUUCACAUCGCGCGAGGUGAGCGACGAGAGACCCGCGUACUUUGGCGUCCUUGACUAUCUCCUGAAUCAGAACAGUCACAUCUCCUCGUAUGGCGGAGAUCUGGCCUACACGCUGCACUUUAGCUCUGGCUUUGAUGGCAAAUCGAUCGUCGCACCCGAUGUCAUUCUAAUGGGCAAGGACAAGGUGCUGGUGCAUCAGAGCUACGAGCAGCCGAGCCGGAAUAUGCCCUUUGCCAAUCGCCUGCAAAUGGUUGAAACGAACUUCCAGACGCACUCCGGAAAGAGCGUCUCGCGUGCGGACUUUAUGAUGGUGCUGCGCGACCUCAAGGCCAUCUACAUUCGUGCCAACUACUGGGAGCAGACGCUCAUCACGCAGAUCUCGGAUGUGUACCUAUCGCUGGCGGAUGAGGAUGCUGAUGGCACAGCGGAAUAUCAAUUCCUGGCCGUCGAACGUUGCUCCUGCCCGCCCGGCUAUGUGGGCCAUUCGUGCGAGGACUGUGCACCAGGCUAUUACCGUGAUCCAAAUGGUCCCUAUGGCGGCUACUGCAUCCCCUGCGAGUGCAACGGCCACUCGGAGACGUGUGACUGCGCCACGGGCGUCUGCACGGACUGCCAGCACGGCACCCAGGGCGAACACUGCGAGGAGUGCGUGUCGGGCUACUACGGCAAUGCCACCACUGGCACGCCCCUCGACUGCAUGAUCUGCGCCUGUCCCCUGCCUUACGAUUCGAACAACUUUGCCACCAGCUGCGAGAUCUCCGAGUCGGGCAAUGAGAUCCAUUGCGAGUGCCGUCCCGGCUACACCGGACCCCGCUGCGAGUCCUGCGCGAAUGGCUUUUACGGCAAUCCCGAGGUGGUGGGCGAUGUGUGCAAACCCUGCGACUGCUCGGGCAACAUCAAUCCCGAGGAUCAGGGCUCGUGUGACACGCGCACCGGCGAGUGCCUGCGCUGCCUGAACAAUACAUUUGGCGCCGCCUGCAAUCUGUGUGCGCCCGGCUUCUAUGGCGAUGCUGUGAAGCUGAAGAACUGCCAGAGCUGCGACUGCGAUGAUCUGGGCACCCUCGAGUGCGAUCCGUUUGUGGGCAAGUGCACCUGCCACGAGAAUGUUAUUGGCGAGCGCUGCGAUCGCUGCAAGGCCGAUCACUAUGGCUUCGAGUCGGGUCUGGGCUGCCGCGCCUGUGACUGCGGUGCCGCCUCCAACUCCACGCAAUGCGAUGCCCACACUGGACACUGUGCCUGCAAGCCGGGCGUCACGGGUCGCCAAUGCGAUCGCUGUGCCGUGGAUCACUGGAAGUACCAGAAGGAUGGCUGCACCCCGUGCAACUGCAAUCAGGGCUAUUCGCGUGGAUUUGGCUGCAAUCCGAACACCGGCAAGUGCCAGUGCCUGCCGGGCGUGAUUGGUGAUCGCUGCGAUGCGUGCCCUAAUCGUUGGGUUCUCAUCAAGGACGAGGGCUGCCAGGAGUGCAAUAAUUGCCAUCAUGCGCUGCUCGAUGUCACGGACAAGAUGCGCUACCAAAUCGACAGUGUUCUGGCGGACUUUGGCAGCGUAACGCUGGCCUUCUUCACCAGCCAAAAGCUGAACUAUUACGACAAUCUGGCGGAUGAGUUGGUGCCGAAAAUUAAGGCAUUGGAUCCCACCAGCGUGGACCUGAACCCCUCGAAAAAAUCCAACAGCGACCUGGAGGCCGAUGCCAAGAGCUAUGCAAAGCAAGUGAAUCAAACGCUGGCCAAUGCGCUGGACAUACGCGACAGAUCGAGCACCACGUUGGGCAACAUAACCAACGCCCACGAAGAGGCACUAAAGAGUGCAGAUCAGGCGAGGGAAGCCAUUGCUGCCGUGGAGGCGUUGUCCAAGAAUCUUGAGACUGCAGCCAGCACAAAGAUUGAGGCGGCCCUCGAGCAGGCACAGCACAUACUGGGACAGAUAAACAACACGGAGAUCCCGUUGCUGGCCAACGAACAGGUGCUGGAGAAGGCGCGUCUGUUGUACGACGAUGUGGACACUUUGGUGCAGCCAAUCAAGGAGCAAAAUCGCAGCUUAAACGCGCUGAAGAAUGACAUUGGAGAGUUCAGCGACAAGCUGGAGGAUCUGUUCAACUGGAGCGAGCAAUCGGAGACGCAGUCCGCGGAAGUUGAGCGCCUGAAUGUCGUCAACAAACAGUCGUUUGACAACUCCAAGUUCGACACCGUCUCGGAGCAGCAGCAGCAGGCAGAGACGAACAUCAAGGAUGCUGGCAAUUACCUCAUCAACGGGGAUCUCACUCUGAGCCAGAUUGGCCAGAAGUUGGACAAUCUACGCGAUGCCCUCGAGGAGCUGAAGUCUGUGAACAAAAACGUGGACGAGGAGCUGCCCGCGCGCGACGAUCAGCACCAAGAAGCGGAACAGCUGACGGGCCAAGCGGAGAUGAAAGCCGCUGGGCUGGCCAUCAAGGCGCAAGAUCUCGCAGAGCAAUACACGGACAUGACGGCCCACGCAGAGCCCGCAAUCAAGGCAGCCACCGCCUACUCGGGCAUUGUUGAAGCCGUGGAUGCUGCACAGCAGUUCAGUCAGGAUGCCAUCACGGCUGCAGGCAAUGCCACACAAAUCACCGAUGGCAUUGAAGAGCGUGCCGGCCAGGCGGACUCCGAGUCUGCGGAACUCCUCCAAAAGGCACGUCAAUCCCUGCUGAAGGUGCAGGAUGAUUUGGAGCCACGACUGAACAGCUCGGGCGGCAAGGUGCAACAGAUUUCGCAGCGCAACAAUGCCACUGAGCAGCAGCUGAAGGAUAUUAAUAUACUCAUCGCCCAACUGCCGGCAGCGGCACAGCGUGACAUGUGGAAGAGUUCGAAUGCGAAUGCCAGCGAUGCGCUGGAGAUUCUCAAGAAUGUCCUGGAAAUCCUCGAGCCAGUGAGCGCACAGACGCCCAAGGAGCUGGAGAAGGCGCACAACAUCAAUCGGGAUUUGGAUCUGACCAACAAGGACAUCUCGCAGGCCAACAAUCAGCUGGACAAUGUCGAUGGCUCCGUGUCGAAGCUUGUGGAAUUGGCCGAAGAUGUCGAAGAUCAGCAGCAGCGCGUGACCGCCCAAACACUGAAGCUCGGCCAAGACAUUGAGAACCUCAAGCGGCAGGUGGAGACGGCCCGUCAGUUGGCCAACAACAUCAAGGUGGGCGUCAAGUUCCGCCCAAGCACCGUGCUCGAACUGAAGACACCCGAAAAGGCCAAGCUGCUGGCCACACGCACCAAUCUGUCCACGUUCUUCCGCACCAACGAGAAGUCUGGCUUCCUGGUCUUCCUGGGCAACGACAAUGCCACAGCUCAGAAGAACAAGGACUUUGUGGCCGUGGAGAUUGUCAAUGGCUAUCCCAUCCUGACCAUCGAUCUGGGCAACGGGCCGCAGCGCAUCACCAACGACAAGUACGUGUCGGAUGGAAAGUGGUACCAAGCGGUGGUCGAUCGCGUGGGUUCCGUGGCGAAGCUCACGAUACGCGAACAGCUGCCGAACGGCGAGGUUGUGGAGCACCAGAGCGAACCCACUCAGCUGGAGGGUUCCCAGAACAUACUCCAUGUGGAUCGCAAUAGUCGCCUGUUUGUGGGUGGCUAUCCGGGUGCACCAGACUUUGCAGCGCCCGAGGAUAUCACCGCAAACUACUUCAACGGCGACAUUGAGGAUCUGCGCAUUGGUGACGAGAAUGUGGGACUCUGGAACUUUGUCUAUGGCGAGGAUAAUGUCGAGGGUGUGCGCGAACGAGAUGUGCUGCUCGAGAAGAAGAAACCGGUGACGGGGCUGCGCUUCAAGGGCAACGGAUACGUUCAGCUGAAUGCCACAUACAACUUCAAGAGCCGCUCGACCAUCAAGUUCAACUUCAAGGCCGACAAGGACAGCAGCAAUGGGCUGUUGUUCUUCUACGGCCGCGACAGGCAUUACAUGUCCAUUGAGCUGGUCGAUGGCGCGGUUUACUUCAACAUUAAGCUGGGCAACGGCGGCGUCUCGUCGGGCAGCAGCAAUCGCUACAAUGACAAUCAGUGGCACACCGUGGAGGCUGGACGAGAUGGACGCACCGGACUGCUGAAGGUGGACGACAUACUGCUCUUCCAUGAGACAGCACCAGCGGAGGCGGACGAGGAGUUGCCGAAGCUGCGACGCAUGUACUUCGGUGGCUAUCCGCGACGUUUGAACAACUCGGAGAUUGUGCCACAAAACUUUGAUGGCUGCAUCGAUGAUGUGAUCAUCUCUGGCAUUGUCGUGGACCUCACGGAGUAUGUGAAUGGCACGGGCGUGGAGGAGGGCUGCCCCGAGCGGUUCUCCACUGUGCUGUCGUUUGCCCCGAACGAGUAUGGGUUCCUGCGCACCCACAACAUCUCCACGGACAACGAUCUGCACGUGAAUUUGCGCUUUAAGACACGCCAGCCCAAGGGCAUUCUGUUCUAUGCCACCAACAAUGAUCAGAGCUCGACCAUUGGCCUCACGCUGGACGAUGGCUAUCUGAAGCUAAGGAGUCAGGGCAGCGAACUGGUCAUCGAUCAGCGUGCCUUCAACGAUGGCGAAGAUCAUGUGGUCACAGUGCAGCAUAAUGCUGGCGAGCUGCGUCUUUCAGUGGAUGAUGAAGAGGAGGAACGUUUGGGCUCCCCUGAACCUCUGUACAUUGAGUCUGGUGACAUAUUCUUUGCUGGUCUGCCGGACAACUAUCAGACACCGCGCGGUGCACUCUCAACGCUCGCAUACUUUGUGGGCUGCAUCAGCGAUGUGACCGUGAACGAUGAGAUCAUUAAUUUUGCCAACAGUGCGGAGAAGAAGAAUGGCAACAUCAAUGGCUGUCCACCGGACAUACUAGCUUACGAACCGGAUCUUCUGCCAAACUAUUAUCCAAGUGGCGACAAUGAGCUGGAACCGCCAUCACCAGGCAGAAUAACGACACACAAGCCAGUGGCCACUCCACCACCAAGCACGACUACCACAACCACCACAACACCUGCCACAACCACUAGCACCACGACCACAACCACAACCACAACGAUGCGCACCACAGCAGCAGAGCCAGAGGUAUUCGGUGCGGACAUUAUGCCGCAGAAAACGCUGACCACACGACCCACACCGAAGAUGAAUCAGCCGAGCGAUGAGCGUUGCAAGCUGCCCGUGAAUCCCAAUUAUGAUGUGGAUUUCGAGACGGGUGGCUACCGCUUCUACUCGCUGAAGGAGCAGCGGCUGGAGAUCAACUCGCUGCCGGUGAAACUUAGACGUCAUCACGAUGUGAGCAUCUCGUUCCGCACCGAGUAUCCGAAUGGACUGCUCUUCUAUGCGAGCAGCAAGCAGAAGGAUGACUUUAUAGCUGUCUAUCUGCUGGAUGGACGGGUGACCCAUCAGCUGCGAGUGGGAGCUGUCCUCACGGCGAACAUCACCAGCGAAUCGGAGCUGAACGAUGGCAAGUGGCACACGGUGGAAAUUGUGCGCACCUCGAUGCGCGUCAGCCUGAUCAUCGACCACACAGAGCAGGCGGGCUCGGUGGAGUUAAGCCAACAGCGCAACGCACCUGUGCUGACAGUCGAGAUGCCCAUCUAUGUGGGCGGCAUUACCAAGUUUGUGGAGUCGGAGCUGAAGAAUCACACGUACUUUGGGGGAAACACUUCGUACUUCAAUGGCUGCCUGAAGGACAUCAAGUUCGAUGGUGUGGCGCUGGAGACAGAGCCCACCAAGUACUCCGUGGUGCCCUGCUCCGAUCAGGUGGAGAGUGGAGUCUUCUUCCACAGCAGCUCAAGCAGCACAAUACCACCGUAUGUGAAGCUCUUCGAACGCUUCACCGUUGGCGCCGUGAUGACCAUCAGCUUUGAUUUCCGUCCCCGCGAGCCGGACGGUCUGCUCUUCUCGGUGCACGGCAAGAACUCCUAUGCCAUUCUCGAGCUGGCGGACAAUACCCUUUACUUCACCGUCAAAUCGGAUGCGAAGAGCAUUCUCAUGACGAAUUUCACGUUGCCCGCAAACGAGAGCUUCUGCGAUGGCAAGCAGCGUCAUGUGCAGGCCAUCAAAUCGAAGUUUGUCAUCAACAUUGCCGUGGACUUUGUCAGCUCCAAUCCGGGAGUGGGCAACGAGUCCUCUGCCCAGACCAAGACAAAUCGUCCGCUGUUCAUGGGCGGACAUCAUGCCUUCCAGAAGGCUCCAGGCAUCAAGACCAAGAAGACCUUCAAGGGUUGCAUCAGCAAUGUGGAAAUCAACAAGAAGGCAAUUCGAAUUACGCCAAAUAUGAUCACUGGCGACAUUUGGCAGGGCUACUGCCCGCUCGCCUAAAUAGAGAAACCCCAGAGAACGACCCUUGGAAGUGCUUAAAGGACAAACGAUUUUGGAAUUGUAUAAACUAUGAAAUUAUGCCCCAUGGAAAGUUGACUAAACUUGCAAUCAAAGGA